GUGUUAGAGGUAGAAAAUCACAAUAUGACUCUGCACCAAACGAAUGGCCCGUCUCUUAUCAUGCUACUGGUAGCAUUAAUGGUAAAUCGAUGGCGAAUGCGGGUUAUGAUGCCAUUAAAGGAAAGAAUAAAUCAAGAAAAGGAUUUUUAAGCUGCCUUUUGGGUUGCUUUUGUUGUAAAUUGAACAAUAAAAAGAAACUUCAAUUUGAAUUUGAAAAUGGUGUUUAUACAACACCUGAUGUUAAACUUGCUGAACAAUUUGCUACUAGGUUUAGUUACGAAGGAGAAUCUUAUUUAGUGAUGUUUCAGAAUAGAGUUAAUCCCAAGACUUUGAUUAAAGUUGGUAAAUACUGGGUAUUACCAAAAACUGAAGACGUUAGAACGUAUGGUAUUUGUAUAAAGACAGAUCCGUACGGAGGAAAAUUCUAG
Molecule: messenger RNA, 428 nt
Organism: Racocetra persica
Lineage: Eukaryota; Fungi; Glomeromycota; Glomeromycetes; Diversisporales; Gigasporaceae
Source: the annotation of a GenBank genome assembly